Molecule: messenger RNA, 762 nt
Organism: Cucurbitaria berberidis CBS 394.84
Lineage: Eukaryota; Fungi; Ascomycota; Dothideomycetes; Pleosporales; Cucurbitariaceae
Product: glycoside hydrolase family 16 protein
Exons: 4
Coding region: 1-762 (253 amino acids)
Biological process (GO): carbohydrate metabolic process
Molecular function (GO): hydrolase activity, hydrolyzing O-glycosyl compounds
Source: RefSeq, a predicted model, not a curated record
AUGCACCUUCUUCCACUUAGUGCAGCUCUGUUGCUGACUACAGCCUCCGCAUCUCCUCACCACAAGCGCGCAACAACACUAAUCCCCAAAACCGUCUUCGACAAUACUGCGAAUUUCGAGCAACUCUUCAACUACAACUACCCAUGGGGCGGUACAACACACAAUGGCGGCGCACGCAUGGACAAAGCACAUGUCGCAAUCUCUAGUCCCGGCGUCCUAACCAUCACUGCCCAACCAGUCAAAGGGCAACCACCCGCAACACAUGCAGGAAAGCAAAUUCCCAUCAACUAUCUCAGUGGAGCAGUGGGUGCAAAACAGCGCUUCACUGUCCCACAAAACGGCGGUCUCGUCUUUAGCGCUUCAUUCCAAGCCACCACUGCAAAAGGCACGUGGCCGGCCUUCUGGCUCACAGCCGUCCAGGGCUGGCCGCCAGAAGUCGACAUGGCGGAAUGGAAAGGCAGUGGGAAGAUAAGCUUCAACACUUUCAACACGUCUUCGUCAGUACAGGCAAGAGAUGUUCCGUAUCCAAACCCAGAGGCCUGGCAUGAUGUUAAGUGUCAGUUAAAAGACAACGGCGGAGGUGUGGUGCAGGUCAAGUAUUGGUUAAAUGGUGUGGAAGUUACGACGCAUUAUGGAAGGGAUUAUGUGGGGAAGGCGUUGUAUCUAGUGAUCAACCUGCAGAUGGAAGGAAGUAGUGGCACGCCGGGGCCCUCCAAGAACACUACGUACUCGAUCCGCAACCUGGAGGUAACGACGCUCUAG